UAGUCUAAAAAAGACAGUCGAACUCGGAUCGGAACCAAUUACCAAACCAAUCGGUACAGAAUUUAAUUAGAAUUUUUAAAAGUGGUAUUCCAGCGUUUCUCAUUAAUCCCGGAAAAUUUAGUAAAAAAAUUAUUUAAAUCUGUGCUUCGUUUAUCAGAUUAAAGUGCCUGAAUUAAUCCCAGUGUAAAUAGAAAAACCCGAGUGCAGUCAAAAAAUAAUCCUUAAAAAAAAGGAUGCACUUUGCGUAUUGUGUACGUGGAACAAUAUAAACGGAAAAAGAAGUGAUUUCUAUUUGUAAUUAUUGCCUACAUAUAAAAUCUACUAUGGAAGAAAUUGGAUAGCAUACAUACAUCCCAAACCUGAUUGGCAACAUGUACUCUCCUAAGGUGGACACCACAAUUGAUCUAGACGCUGAACCCCCGCCUCCGCAGAGCAAACUAGAACAAUGGAUGAGUAGCAAUGACAACAAGGCGCUACAGUUAGAACAGUUUAUUUCACAUAGAAAAAUUAUAAGGCGAUGGAACCAGCUGUCCCGUCUGCAGAGGUCACUAGUCUACGGCUUGGUGGUUGUCGUCGCCACGAUAUUCGUGCUGCUCUACACCUCGAGGAUGGCCGUCUCCGCCGAUAAAAUUAGGAAAAAAGUGGAACAGGAUUCACGGAAUAAUUCGUCUCUAGUCAUUGAGCCGGCGGUGGAUGCGGCUCAAGUAAAGAAAACAGUAAUCGAAAGUGAGAUUAUUGAAAGGCCUAUAUUUACAGGUCCGAGCAACGCGCGUCAGUUUGCUGUGGUGGAAUCCUUCAAGCAUGCGUGGAGAGGAUACAAAGCCCACGCGUGGGGUCACGACAACCUCAAGCCGGUGUCUGGCGCGCCCCACGACUGGUUCUCGCUGGGCCUCACCAUCGUCGAUGGGUUGGACACCGCCUAUAUCAUGGGACUCAUGGAAGAAUUUGAAGAAGGCAGACAGUGGAUCAAAACGGAACUGGUAUUCACAAAGAACAAAGACGUCAACUUCUUUGAGGUCACCAUCCGUGUUCUGGGAGCGCUAUUAACAAACUAUCACUUCACCCAAGACCCCAUGUUCCUAGAGAAAGCUAAAGAUUUAGGCGAGCGUCUGAUGGCGGCCUUUUCAUCUCCUUCCGGUAUACCCUACUCGGACGUGAACUUGGGCACCCGCACCGCGCACGCCCCCGAGUGGUCUCACUUCAGUACCACGGCAGAGGUCACCACUGUGCAGCUGGAGUUCCGAGAACUCUCCCGAGCCACCAACAACCCUGCCUUCGAGGACGCAGCGGCGGCGGUAUCCGAGAAAAUACACCAGCUGCCAAAGAAGCAUGGUCUAGUGCCGAUCUUCAUAAACCCCAACACCGGCCACUUCCUGCCCCAUGCCACCAUCACGCUGGGCGCGCGAGGGGACAGCUACUACGAGUAUCUGCUCAAGCAGUGGCUGCAGACCGGAAAGACCAUCAACUAUUUAUUGGACGACUACAUGACGGCGAUAGAAGGCGUGAGGGAGUAUUUGGCGAAGCGCUCGUCGCCCAACAAGCGGCUGUUCAUCGGCGAACUGGCUUCCGGCUCCGAGGCAUUCAAUCCAAAAAUGGAUCACUUAACGUGUUUCCUGCCCGGGACCCUGGCGCUCGGCCACGCCAACGGUCUGCCCGACUGGCACAUGACCCUGGCUGAGCAACUGCUGUACACCUGCUACCUCACAUACGCUGCGCAUCCCACGUUCCUCGCGCCCGAGAUUACGCAUUUUAACAUGGCCAGCCCGACAGACGACAUGUACACCAAGACAGCGGACGCGCACAGCCUGCUACGGCCCGAGUUUGUCGAGAGCCUGUGGUACAUGUACCAGCUCACUGGCAACUCCACCUACCAGGAGUGGGGCUGGCAGAUAUACCAGGGCCUGGAAAAGUAUGCUCGCGUGGAGAACGGCUACACGUCGCUCAACAACGUGAAGUCUGAAAAGCCAAUACCGCGCGAUAUGAUGGAGUCGUUCUUCCUCUCCGAGACCCUCAAGUACCUGUACCUGCUGUUCGCGGACGACCGGUUCAUCAUUGACCUCAGCAAGUACGUCAUCAACUCCGAGGCGCACCCUUUACCCAUACACAAGAACUAAUACAACACUCGUCAAGCGCAACCACAGAAAGGUCUACUAUAAGGUUUUUUUAUAUCUACGUCAGGUGCCGUCCACCUAGAACGAUAGGUACACGCUUAACCACAAUCACUCCUGAUAGUAAGUGAUUAUGUGGCCUUAGAUGGGACGCGUUUACCAAGAUUCACUCACCUUUUCACUCUUAUUUUAAAGAUAUUCAUACUGUAAUUGCGGAAGAGUAUGUAUGGGAGCGGUGUCUGUGUGCUCGACCAUAGCAGUAGAGAAAUUUUCCCUACUGCUUUAGGGAUUUUUCCUCGGGAAGUUUUACCUUCAAACUUCUGUAUAUAGUGCAAAAUUAUACAGUCAACCAUAAAUAUGUUUAGUAUAAAAGUCACGGUAGUAAUAACACAUAUAAGUAAAUAAUUAUUGUAUCUAUUUCAUAAUGAAUAAUCUUUCAAAUUAACAAAAAGUCUGAACUCUUGAUAUAAUUUUAUAAAUGCUUAACAUUACCAAAAAAUUAUAUAUAAAAUUGUAUAUAUAGGUACUUAUCUAGUUACCUAACUAUUAAAGCGUUUUCACACUUUUUGAUCAUCGAUGUAUAUGGAUGGGCCCUUCGAAAAUAUAAAACGCGCUCAAAAAGUCAAGAGAAUUUGCAAAAGUCUCUUGACUUUGUCAAUGACGAUGACGUAAGAUUCAAGCGUAUUUUUGCGGACGGAAUUGUAUGGGAAAGGCAUAUACAUCGAUGUUUUUGAUAUAGUUAUAAUAAACAUUUAUAUCGAUAAUGUGGCAACGCUCUUAACCUAUUUCUAUAUAUUUUUAUUAUGGAGGCCACACACAUGCCGACAAAGAUAUUUCAAGAAUGUAUGGGCCUUUGGUUAGAUAUUGUUUAGUUCACUCAGAAAUAGCCAAAAUACCUCAAAAUAGUGUUUAACAUAAACGUAUUGCAACACAGAACAAAAAUUCAUCAUGGCCGUAAGACACGUAGAGAAACGUAAGCUGUCAUUUAUUAUUUUCAUUAUUCAUUUUUUUGGAUUAAAGACGUUUGAUUUUAAAAGUGGUUACAAU
Molecule: messenger RNA, 3155 nt
Organism: Maniola jurtina (meadow brown)
Lineage: Eukaryota; Metazoa; Arthropoda; Insecta; Lepidoptera; Nymphalidae
Gene: alpha-Man-Ib
Product: endoplasmic reticulum mannosyl-oligosaccharide 1,2-alpha-mannosidase
Exons: 12
Coding region: 372-2114 (580 amino acids)
Biological process (GO): carbohydrate metabolic process; N-glycan processing
Cellular component (GO): membrane; endoplasmic reticulum
Molecular function (GO): mannosyl-oligosaccharide 1,2-alpha-mannosidase activity; calcium ion binding
Source: RefSeq, a predicted model, not a curated record